CAAUGAGUUUACACGUGUUUUGGCCAGCCAGUGCCUGUUUAACACUUUUUGUAGUUGGCGUUAUAAUGAUAUUACUCAAAUAUGGACCACGUAUUUGUAAAGUACGUCAUGAAUCUCUUCCUUCUGAUCAAGAAUGGGAAGGAAAAACCUACUCGCGUAAACUUUCUGUUUCUAUAGCAUAACAAAGAAACAUUUUAAAAUACUUUCUAGAAAUAUAUAGGAAAGAUAUAUAAUUUACUGCUUUUACAAAAUUCUCUUAGAGAAAUAAUUGCACAAUUAUGGAUAUUGUUAUUAGCAAACAUAGUUCAAAGAUCUCUCAAUAUUAUGAAUGUUAUUUUCUUAUAGGUUGUGAGAGAUAUACGUUCUAUUACAUACUUUAACUCCGUCCAUUUCUAUACUAAAGAGAAUCUUACAUACAUAUAUAUAUAUAUACUACAUUUUUGUUAAUUUUAUAUGACAAACAAUUUUCUCUUUUUGAAAGAUUUUUUUUUAUAUUGAUAUACAAGUAUAUGUAUUUUAUUUGAACUUAAAAAAUAUUAAUUAAGGAUGUUUGGAGUUAAACCAAAAGGCUUCACAUCUUUAAUAGUAUAAAAAAAAUUCAUGCAAAAGAAAUGAUUUUAAAGAAAUCUCUAAUAAUAGUCAAAGCAAAGAUAGUAUUUAAAUCCGUCCAUGAUUUUAUAUUAAUAAAUAUGAUGUACUUUGCAUGACCUAUUAUAUUUAGGAUAUAAUAUAUAAAAAUAUUUUGUAUUUUUUAUAUAGCCAAUUUUUUCAUUACGAAUAAAAUGCUUUUGUUUGCAUAAACAUUCCUUAAACAUAAUUUUUUAUUCAUAGGAAUAAGAUUAUAAUUAUAAUAUUAAAAUAAUAUUAUAAAGAAAUGAAAUAUAUAAGCACAUACGAUAUUAUAUUUAGAUUUUAUAUAUAAUAUUUAAUUUUUAUUGACAACAUUGGAUUUUUGUUACAUGUGUAAUGGUUACAUGAUUUUAUUUAAUAAGUAGAUACAUUAUACAAUUUUUUUUUUCUUUUUUUAUUAUGUAAUGUCAAUUCAUAAAUAAAUCCAGUGAUGAAUCAAAUAAACUACAAGAUUUACUCUAGUCAAGAAGUUAGAAAGAAAUAAUAUUUCUUAAAAAAUCAUAAAACAGAAAUUAAAUCUUAACUUUUUGAACUAACUAUUCGGUUCAAUCGAUUGAAUAAAAUUUGAUUGUGUUCAUGGCAGUGGCUAAAUGCUUACUGCAUAAUGCAAAAAAAAAAAUAAUAAUGAUGAUGAUAAUUUAUUUAUAAUAACGAGCUUAAACUAUUAUAACAGAGUAUCAAUGAAACUUGACGGUAAUCGAGCAUGAUAUCGAUAAUAAUGUACUUGAAAAUUUUUGUCGAUUAUAAUGUUAUAGAUUUGCAAAGCGAACAAUAAUAAUAAUAGUAAUAAUAAUAAUAUUAAUAAUAAUAAUAAUAAUAAUAAUAAUAAUAAUAAUAAUAAUAAUAAUAAUUACAAAUCGAAUUUCUUAUUCUCAUGUAAGGAGAGAGAGAGAGACAUUAAAAGUCUAAAUUCUGUUUACUAUCAUCGAAGGAUUUGAAAAAAUUAAUUUUUCUAAUUAUUUAACGUAUAUUUUCUAUUAAUGCUAUAUUACAAUGCGGUUUAAAACACAAAGAACUCUCAUUUUUAUUUUUUGUUCUUUUCUUUUUCUUUUUUUUGUUUCUUAAGUUCCAUACACAGAGAAGUCAAGCAUGAUAUUUUUAGUUUAAUACUUAAUAGACACGCUUAAUGAUAAUAAUAACUAUAUAUAAUAAUAAUGAGCCCAUAGAGAACGUAUAAUGUGUAUAAUGCUAUCUUAAAUUCUACUAUUUUAAUAAAUUUUAUUUUUAAUCAUCA
This is a messenger RNA of Vespa velutina, 1864 nucleotides long. RefSeq lists its product as uncharacterized. The record is from RefSeq and is a predicted model, not a curated record. NCBI's taxonomy places the organism in Eukaryota, Metazoa, Arthropoda, Insecta, Hymenoptera, Vespidae. The transcript has a single exon. The coding region runs from base 3 to 182 and encodes 59 amino acids.